This is a messenger RNA of Ilex paraguariensis (yerba mate), 475 nucleotides long. NCBI's taxonomy places the organism in Eukaryota, Viridiplantae, Streptophyta, Magnoliopsida, Aquifoliales, Aquifoliaceae. The record is from the annotation of a GenBank genome assembly.
ACUGGAUUCAGUAUGGGAAGAGCAAGGGAAAUGUUUACAAAGAUGCAAAGCCAAGUGCCAGUCUGGUGAUGGUGAACUGAUCGACGCAGAAUGCAGAGAAGAAGAAGAGCCUGUGCAGGAAAAGCACUAUACAGGAGUUAGAAAGCGUCCAUGGGGAAAGUUUGCAGCCGAGAUCAGGGAUUCAACAAGGCAAGGAAUGAGGGUUUGGCUCGGAACGUUUGAUACUGCUGAGGAGGCUGCUAUGGCUUAUGAUCAAGCUGCUUAUUUGAUGCGAGGUCAGUUGGCUCUCCUGAACUUCCCAACGGAGAGAGUUCAGGAAUCGCUUCGAGUCAUGAAAAUGAAGUUCAGCUACAAGGAUGGUUAUUCCCCAGCUGCAGCCGUGAAGGAAACACACAAGAUGAGAAGUAUGUCAAAAGACUUAGGAGCAGAUCUGCUGGAUGAGCUCCUGAAUUCAUCAGAGACUGCAAGUUUGUAA